AUGCCCAAAGAGCGCAUCAAGUCUCUUCAGUUCCCCAAAUUCCUGCUUACUUCAUCUGUGGUCCCUGCAAAACAUGCUGUGGGGCUUUCUUCUCCCGACCCCGGAACCGAAAACACGAACCAGAAGUCUCUCGAAGGCCAUGUUUCCUAUAUACGUUGCGCAGGCUGCGCAUCCCAUCUUUGCCUGACCUCUCAAAUAAUUAGCAAAGGUUUUACGGGUCGCCAUGGCCGUGCCUAUCUUGUGUCGGCAGAACCCGUGGCCACGGCCAUGUCCGUCACCGCGUCGUCUUCACCUACGGCCUCACUUCCCAAUACAAUAUUGCAACGCCCGGUUCCUCGCCAGCUUGUCACAGGUGCACACACCGUAAGCGAUGUGACUUGCACCUUCUGCGACAGUGUUCUGGGCUGGAAGUAUGUCGCGGCCGAGGAAGAAUCACAACGGUACAAGGUUGGCAAAUUCAUUCUGGAAACCAAAAAGAUUGUGGUCUCUUCAUGCUGGGAGUCUCCAUCCACUGUCGAUCUCUCCCAGCAAGUCAAUCAUCUAUCUGCGGUUGAGUCCGGUCCAGCAGGUACAGAGUUUGACAGCCAAGAUGAAGAUGAGUGCGAGGAUCUCUUCGCAGGGAUCUGGAGUCCGGGCCUCGCUGCACGUCGAAAAACUCGCGAAAUCAAACGUCGACCCGCCAUGUUUGGAAUCUGA
Molecule: messenger RNA, 696 nt
Organism: Penicillium bovifimosum
Lineage: Eukaryota; Fungi; Ascomycota; Eurotiomycetes; Eurotiales; Aspergillaceae
Product: yippee/mis18 family protein
Exons: 1
Coding region: 1-696 (231 amino acids)
Source: RefSeq, a predicted model, not a curated record